AUGGCAGUUUACUACGAGAGCAGCCGGUCUAUUCUAAGUACCAUCGGCUUGGUAAACUUCUUCUUCGCCUGGAUUGUGAUUGGUAUCGCUAGGCUCUCAUGGCUAUCGACUAUCCCUGCGAUUGUGUCUGCGGCAGGCGCAGUCGCAAAUGGCCUAUGCUACUACGCAUGGUACAUGAACUCUGGCAAGGCAAAGACAGCUAGUGCUUACGCCGUCGCGGAUAUCCUUUGGAUGAUCCAAGAGGCAGGGCUGUCCUUUUACAGCUAUAUCAUACUCAAGCAAGUUCUGCAAAACAAGGUUCGACGGAUAUUUUUGAUCCUAGUCAAGUCUAUUUUCACGGGUGAGGAAGCAUUUACGGACGUGGUGAACGGCGCCCACGUUGGUUAUUUCUUCUCGCUAGCUUCUGUCGAGUGCCUCAGCGCCUUCUUCCUCCUACAAGUAUUUGUCAAGGCCAAGAAGACGUCCGAGCAGCUUUAG
Molecule: messenger RNA, 477 nt
Organism: Fusarium subglutinans
Lineage: Eukaryota; Fungi; Ascomycota; Sordariomycetes; Hypocreales; Nectriaceae
Exons: 3
Coding region: 1-477 (158 amino acids)
Source: RefSeq, a predicted model, not a curated record